AGAUCGAGUACUGAGCUGAUAAAGUGCGAUCAUUAGUAGUAAUGUCGAGUGUUCCCAACAUACAGCACAAAUAAUGAAUCUUGGAUUCCACGAGAUCCGUUCGUUUUCCGUUAAGUAGUCGUGUCGGUUUCCGUGGUGUGAGAGAGUGCGCGACAUCCAAUAUUCAAUAUAUCAUAUAUAUAUAUUAUAUAUUCAUAUAUUCAUAUAAUAUUCAAUAUAUAAACCAAAAUAAUUUUUUCCCAAAACAAUAUGAACUCAUACUUGUGAUCUACUCAUUUUAUCUACCAAACUAAACCUAUCUACAAUCAUGUGGUUUCUAAUUUGAAAAAAUUUUACUAAUUUUUCGAGUCAAAUUAAUUUUUUUGAAUCGGGUUGAUAAAGUUGGACGCAUCAUGUCGGGGUGUCCGUUCUCCGGAUACAGGAAAUCGGUACCGGAAGUGAGUGGUGGUUUGAAACCGGUUGAAAUCGGUGGUUCGGAUGACACUUCGCGCCAGAGUUCGUUCAACUUACCGGAUGAGGAGGAAGGUGAGGAGGGGUUGGAGCCCGAAAAUGCCCCCCUCAAUUUGAAACAACUUUCCAGAGCGAUUGCUGUUAUCACUGAUCCACCGAAUACUGCGGUACAAACAGCUCUCAACACACUCCUAGGAACUCCUGGAUUUGAACACUACAAUAAAUAUUUAUCCGGUCUACCUCAAGAUGUAUCAAAUUCGAUACACUACCACUACCUGGAAGAUAUCCACGAUCUUCUAAAUGAAGCUGAUGUUGAUGCGUCACAGUUUCUGCGCAGCUUGGGAGAAACGCUGGUGACGUCAUCACCUGAAGCCAAACCUCUGAAAUUCCUCGGAGGAGAUCUGACCACGUUCCUAACCACUCUAGAUGGAGUGCUAGAUGUCAUACAGGGUCAGGGAAACGACCAAGAACAAGUAAGUUCGGCGUUCGUGUGCGGCGUGCCGGGAAGCGGCGCGUUGGAACUGCGACUGACGACCGAGCGGCCGAACAUAGCGCCCCUGCUGGCCGGUGCACUGAAGGCCAUUGCUGCCGAGUUCUACCACACACCCGCCACUGUCAACCUCAGGCCUCAUCCCCAUGAUCACAAACAGUUUCGCUACGAAAUAGUGACGAAACCGGAUGACGACGCCAGAGAUGUGGUCUCGGUAGGCAGCCACAGCAGCAGCACUCAGCUGUCGACUGCAGCCACCGACCUGAGGAUCGGAGUGGCCACCUUCUGCAAGGCGUUUCCCUGGCAUUUUGUCAUCGACCGACGGUUAGAGAUCAUCCAGCUGGGUGUCGGGUUCAUGCGCAUAUUUGGUGCGCAGGCCUCGCAAUUAGGUACACCUGUGCAGACCUACUUCGAGUUCAAACUGCCUCGCGGUGUAGAGGUCAGCUUCGAGGGGAUAAUCAAGAGAGCCAACUCACCUUUCCUACUAGCUAUAAGUUUAUCCGGCGAUCUUGGACCCUGUGUGGCUGAGGGCCUGGAACUAAAGGGCCAGAUGGUGUACUGUCCUGAAUCCGACUCGAUUCUGUUCAUCGGGUCGCCAUUCCUGGACGCCCUGGACAGCAUGACUGGACGCGGCCUCUUCAUCUCAGACAUUCCCCUGCAUGACGCAACACGUGACGUCAUACUGGUCAGCGAGCAGGCACGUGCACAGGAUGGCCUACGAAGACGCAUGGACAAGCUGAAAAGCUCAAUAGAAGAGGCGAAUAAAGCAGUAGACAAGGAGAGAGAAAAGAACGUCAGUCUACUCCACCUAAUUUUCCCUCCAGAUGUCGCCAAACGGCUUUGGUUGGGCGAAACCAUAGAGCCGAAGGCGCACGACCACGUGACUAUGCUGUUCAGUGACAUAGUGGGCUUCACGAGCAUCUGUUCGACUGCCACACCCUUCAUGGUCAUCAGCAUGCUGGAGAGUCUCUACAAGGAGUUCGACAUUUUCUGUGGACAGCUCGAUGUAUACAAGGUGGAAACAAUCGGGGACGCAUACUGUGUGGCAUCAGGUCUACACAAGCACACCAACACACAUGCAGAGCAGAUCUCGUGGAUGGCUCUCAUGAUGAUAGAACGGUGCAGUCACCAUCUCACCCACGAUGGAAAACCUAUCAGGAUGCGCAUAGGCCUGCACUCUGGCACAGUGCUAUCAGCCGUGGUUGGCAUCAAGAUGCCUCGCUACUGUCUGUUCGGCCACAACGUCACCAUCGCCAACAAAUUCGAGUCGGAGAGCGAACCUCUCAAAGUCAACAUCAGCCCCACCACAUACGAACACCUGAAAAACGUGAAAGGCUUCACGUUUGAGGCGCGACCCAAAAGCUGUCUACCCAAAGACUUUCCCUCCAAUAUCCCAGGCACUUGUCACUUUCUGUUGGGCUACCAACACCCAGGACUCUCUCCCGAUCAACCCCUCGAUCAACAUGUGUUAGCUGGCAUGUCCGCCAUAACUACGUAAGAAACUUUGUAAACCUCGUGCUGAAAUAAACCAUAGAGCGUCUCGGAAAAUUGUAAUUGGUGAUCAGAGUAUGAAACCAAAACACAAUAUUAUGUUUUUUCUACAGGUGAUGUUUUAUUUCCAGACAAAACCCAGUAUAAAAAUGGAACAUUACUACAGUAAAACUCCAAUUAUCCGAAUCAUUUGGGAACGGACUUGACCCAUUCAAGCCAUUCGGUUAAUAGAAUAUUUUAAUAAUCUAAGCUUUCAUAAAAAAUGGAAAAUUUAGGAAAAAUACCUCAUUAAAUAAUAUGAUAUUCUAGUAUUAGGACUAUUGUCCUUAUCAGUAGAAUUGGAACCGUUUUGAGCGUAAGCCUGUGGUACUCUUCUGAAAGUUGUGUAAUUUUGAAUGGUUAAAUGAUUAUUCACAUAAAUUAUAACGGUCGACUACUUUACUGCAUAAAUAAAACUUUUCGAAAAUAGUGUUUAUGCUUCUUGAACAUUUCUGAAAUUCACGGGAAUCUCGACUAUUUUCUUUUAAAAUGUAAUCGGUUAUUCGGAUAAUCGGCUAUUUGGAUAAUCAUAGUUCGGAUAAUUGGAGUUCUCCUCUAGAAAGAACAAAAUUAUUGUGUUUUUAUUCUAUCAUGAAGAAUUGUACGAAUAUGAUGUUCAAUCAAAUCAAAGUAUUGUGAAAAGCAUAUUAGUGAAACUUGUGGUCUCAUUGCGGAUACGGAUCAACAUAGAAGAUCAUGAAUGAUUGUGAAACUCGUAGAAAUUACAAUCUAUUAUGCAUUUGAUUAAAAGGUUUGUGAAAUGACCUUGACCUUGAAACUUGACCUUGAAUGACCUUGAACUUCGCAAACUACUACUGUCCGCUUCCCAGAGGUCACCUCUAAUAAUGUAAUGAUUGUGUUGACUACAAGAAUAAGCUCCUUGUGAAGUAUUACAACUUUGUCUACUGCAAAAAAAUGCAUAACGUAGUAUGUAAUGUACGUAAUUAUAAUGUGUGCUGUGUAAGAGAUUGUACAAUAUAUGGUAAAUUGUUCCAUAAUAAUGAAAUCUCCUAUUCAAUUGUAAGAUUCUUCGUUGAUUUGUGAUAUUGAUACAAAUUGAAUUUCAUCUCUAUUAUUGCAUCAAUGUUAUCUUUAUAAGCCUUCACCUUCAUUCAUUGAAUAUAGCUUUCAACUAGUUUAUAAAUCUGAUGAAUUUCAUUUGAAGAUAAUGUUUCAAUUUUUAUUAAAUCAUUAUUCUCUGUUAUUUAAAUUGAUCUCUAGUCUAUAAUCUAUUACAUAUUAUAUCCCUCAAUUCGUGAAAGAAAUCCCUACAAUAUUAAUAUCAUAAUAGUUUUGAUUAUUGUUAUAUAAUACAUGAUUUAUUGAUCACAAUAUUCAUUUGUCACAAUAUCUGUACUAACCUUUUCUGGAUUGAUUUUAAUCAUUAUUCUGGAAUGGAAUAGUAAUAGCUAAGCCUGUUUUUUAUUUAUAAUCAUUUCAUAGUUAUGUGUUUAAUCUAUGAAUCAAUAAAUACUCUUUUAUAAUGUUCAUCAUCAACUCCAUUGAGAAAAAUGUAUGUUUACAUCAAUUUCACUCUUUCAUUAUACUGGAAUAUUAUUUGACAAUAAUCAACUUAUCACGAUAUUUUUCUACAUCUUGAAAACCUCCUGUUUCUCAACCUGCCAAGUUUGAGUGUCAUCAACUAAGCAUU
Messenger RNA from Nilaparvata lugens (brown planthopper), 4121 nucleotides. It is a transcript of the gene Gycalpha99B, whose product is annotated as head-specific guanylate cyclase. The transcript is spliced from 13 exons. Gene Ontology annotation, molecular function: guanylate cyclase activity; heme binding. NCBI's taxonomy places the organism in Eukaryota, Metazoa, Arthropoda, Insecta, Hemiptera, Delphacidae. Bases 393 to 2438 code for a protein of 681 amino acids. Gene Ontology annotation, biological process: cGMP biosynthetic process; response to oxygen levels. Gene Ontology annotation, cellular component: guanylate cyclase complex, soluble. The record is from RefSeq and is a predicted model, not a curated record.